This is a messenger RNA of Cynocephalus volans (Philippine flying lemur), 1941 nucleotides long. It is a transcript of the gene TEX38, whose product is annotated as testis expressed 38. NCBI's taxonomy places the organism in Eukaryota, Metazoa, Chordata, Mammalia, Dermoptera, Cynocephalidae. Bases 1297 to 1941 code for a protein of 214 amino acids. The record is from RefSeq and is a predicted model, not a curated record. The transcript is spliced from 2 exons.
GUAGGCAAUAAAUAUAUAUAAAAAUAAAUGAAGUUAGGUGAUACAUGCGAUGCAGAAAAACAAAGCAGGUUAAGAGAGAUAGAGACAAGGAACCACCCAAGCAGAGACCUGAAGGAAAUGAGGGAAUGAUGUGUACGCAUAUCUGGGGGAAGAGCCUUUUAGGCAUGGGGAAUAGCAAAUGCAGAGGUCCUGAUGCAGGAGCGUGCAAGGAGGUUAUUGUGUCUGAAUGAAUGAGGGGAUAGCAGUAGAAACGAGACUAAGGAUAUAUAUAUAGGGAGGGUUAGUUAGAUCACUCAGGGCUUUGUAGGCCUUGAUUAAGGACUCUAAUUUUAAAUUCAGGUGAGAUGGGAAGUCACUGUAGGUUGUAGGCAGAGGAGUAAUACAUACUUUUAGAAGGGAUCAUUCAGGCUGCUGGUGGAAUUUAGGGUAUGUGGGGCAAGCUUGGAUGCUCUCCCAAGGAUGAUUAAUUUGUCCUAGUUUACCUAGAACUUCCCUGGUUUUAGCAUUGAAACCUCCACAUCCUGGGAACCCCAUCAGUUUUGGGCAAACCAGGAUAUUGGUCACCCUACAGGGAGACCGGUAGUCCAAGUGAGAAAUGGACUAAAGUGAUACUGAUGGAAAAGUAGUCAGACUUUGGGUAUAUUUUGAACGGAUGCCUAAAAAUGUUGCUAAUGAGUGAAUGUGGGUGUGAUAGAAUGAAAGGAGUCAAAGAUAACUUGCAGAGUUUUGGCCUGAAUAACUGGAAGACAGCACUUAUUGAAGGAUGGUAACUAAACAAAAGAGAAAUUAUAGGAGCCCAAGGAGGAGAUGUUGACAUCUUGGUUCCCCUGAGGUUUUCUCCUGACAACUUGCUCAGACUUCUAGAGGGCAGCACUGCCCAGUGCUCUGUGUGCUCCUUGCUCCACUCCCCACUGGGAACAGGCAUCUAUCAACUGUUCCCCAAAGACCAGCAACAUAGAUAAGCCCCUGAAAGAGCAAGGGCCCUUUCCUGGGGCUGCUCUGUGGGUUCACCAUAAGGGGUAGGGGGCAGACAAUUCCAUGGGUAGACCAGUCUCUCACAGAAGUAGUGGAGACACACUAUGCCUAUGAGAUACCACUGGAUGGAGUCCCUUCUUUCCAUUAAACCAGGACCACUCCACAGGCACUGUCCCAGAAUGCCCAGUGUUCAGAACCUAGUGACCUCUCUUUUAGGAAACAAUGGGGUCUGGGUGUUCUGGGGAAUCCUAUUGGAUGGACAGAUAGGUGGGUGGGUUCCCGAGCCCCAGAGCAAUCGGCUGGCUACCAAGGCUCAACCUUAUGGAUUCCCAACAGGAGCACCUAAGCAUCCCUAGUGAGUGGGUCUCACUGUACUUUGGAUUCCUGGGGCUGUGUUCUGUGGUAACCGGAGGCUGCAUUUUCUUUCUGCACUGGAGGAAGAACUUGAGGCGGGAAGAGCGUGCCCAGCAGUGGGUGGAGAUGAUGAGAGCCUCCACGUUCACCUACAGCCCACUGUUGUACUGGAUUAACAAGCGACGGCACUAUGGCAUGAACACAGCCAUCAACAUGGGCCCUCCCCCUGCUGCCACCAAGACUGAUGCUGAGGUCCAGAAUCCAGAUCCUCUGUGUGAAUUAGACAUCCCUGAAGGCGGGAGUUAUGCUGUCCAAGACAGGAGCCCCAAGGUGGAGGCCCCCGUUCCCCUGCAACCUGCACUACAGCUGGCCCAACAGCAACCCCUACCUUCCCCAAGGCCACAGCCCCAGGCCAGCUCCCCACUUCCAAUUCCCAUCUUUCAGGAGGUGCCCUUUGCCCUGUCCCUCUGCAACCUGCCCCCCAUGCUGAACCACUCUGUCUCCUACCCUUUGGCCACUUGUCCUGAAAGGAAUGUCCACUUCAAUUCCCUCCCCACAGUGGCCCAUGGGGACCACUGCUUCAAUGCCAAGCCCUUUGCUUCAGAAUUGUAG